Molecule: messenger RNA, 1317 nt
Organism: Pipistrellus kuhlii (Kuhl's pipistrelle)
Lineage: Eukaryota; Metazoa; Chordata; Mammalia; Chiroptera; Vespertilionidae
Product: F-box only protein 31-like
Exons: 1
Coding region: 28-1302 (424 amino acids)
Molecular function (GO): protein binding
Source: RefSeq, a predicted model, not a curated record
GCUGGGAGUGGAGGGAUCGCGAGCCCCAUGCAGCCCUCGUUGCCUCCACGCUGCUCGCUGCAGGACCUGCCUCCAGAGAUGCUGUUGGAGAUCUUCGCCUUCCUUCCCUGCACGGACCUGGCCAGCCUGGCCCAGGCUUGCACCCAAUUCCGCAGCAUCCUGCACACCGACAGCAUCUGGAGACAGCGCUGCAGGGAGGAGUAUGGCGUUUGUGAAAACUUUCAGGACUUGGAGGCCAUGGGUAUGUCUUGCCGAGAAUUCUAUACGAAGUUGCUCCACCCAUACAGAAACAUUUUGGGAUUGUGGCUGCUCGAUGUCCGGAGAGACCUGCUGAAGGUAGCGGUGGACGGCUUCUGCAUUACUGGUUGGAGGUACAUGCCUCCUUACUAUUACCUCUAUGUGGAUGUCCCAAAGCCAUGGAAGCCCUCGUUUAGAAUUCGCCUGACGAGGAAAUCUGCCCAGGUGGAAUGCAUGGAAGACUACUGUAGGGUCCAUGACGGGCACUACAGAAGGCCCCACAUAUGCCACCUGAAGAUUCAGAAGGAUUGGUUCACCAUCACAGAUGAGAUUAUCCAAAAGUAUUUCCCAAAGUCUGUGAGUUACCGUAAUCCUGACUGCCUAACCUACAGCCGCGUCUACCUCCCACCCAGCCACCCUGAUGACCUCAUCAGGCCAGGCAUCUUCCAAUGCAACUGUAAUGCCUACAGUCUAAAGAUUGCCCUGCUCAGCUUCCAUGGGAACUAUGCCAGGGCCACAAAUUUCGCGGGAGACCCCCUCAAUUCUGCCCGGAAGGAGACUUUAAAGAUCCACCUCCUGCACCGCAUCCAGGUGCUAAAUGUGGAGAUCCUCCGCAACUUCGACAUGCUCUCCUCCAUCGUCCAGGAGAUUCGGGAGCAGGUGAUCCAGGAGCAGCUUGAGAACAGCGAGGGCCAUGGCUGGCAGAGCCCUGCCCAGCCCAGCGCCAGGGAGUCCAGGGCUGCAGCUUUGGAGGAGCAGCCUGCCCACAGCUUUGUUCUGCCUGUGGGUGUGGACUCAAUAGACCAGAACUACCCCCGAACCUACAGGAUGUGUUUCUAUGGCGAAGACAUUGUUUACUAUCCUGACUCCUUCCACCCUCAGCGUUUCCUUGGAAUCUUCAUCCUGUUUGAUGAGAACCAAUUUGGGUUCCUCUGUGUGGAGCGGAGAUUCUUCACCCUGUACAGCAGAAUCCGGGACACCUUCAAGAAUGUGGAGGCACCUUCGCCACAGGCCUUCCUGGAGAUGCUCAGAAACAUUGAGGCCCUACCCCCGGGAGAAAUAUGAUUUUCACUUUGAAGA